UACUAUCUAAACAAAGAAAAUAUAAUUUUUUUUCCCCUCUUCUCUCCGCCUCCCUCAAUGGUUGGUGAAAACUGAAAAAUGAAGGACAAAUGUUCCAAGAGUAAACAACAAGGCGUUAAUGUUAUUGCAUUUGUUUUCUUACGUCCUUUUCCUUCUGCAUAGAUCUCUUCGCCCUUUCCUCAAAAAUGCCUACCCAUAGCGAAAACUGAGCAGAACGGAAAACUACUAACCAAACAUGCCCUUCUCCUCUUACGUUGGCGGCAACAUUCGCCGGGGGGGUGGAGGUGGAGGAGCCGGCACCACCUGGGCUCAAUCACUCCUCCCCUCCUUCGCUGCCAAAUCAAAGCUUCCUUCAAGAAAGUCUCGCCGGCGGACGGCUCUGAUAAACUUCCUAUUCACUAACUUCUUCACUAUAGCUCUUACGAUCUCUCUCCUCUUCCUUCUCAUCACUUUCCUUCACUUUGGCAUCCCUAAGCCUCUUUCCUCUCCCUUCAAACCCAAAUCCAAAUCCAGUUUUCGCGUUCUGAAGCCUCGCAAGACUAUCCCUCGAAAACCCCAAAACGACAAAGGUGCCGUUUUGGGGGCUGUGGUGGAUAUAACUACAAAGGGUUUGUAUGAUAAGAUCGAAUUCUUGGAUGUGGAUGGUGGGCCUUGGAAGCAAGGAUGGAAAGUGAGCUAUAAAGGGAAUGAGUGGGAUACUGAGAAGUUGAAGGUGUUUGUGAUGCCUCAUUCGCAUAAUGAUCCUGGGUGGAAAUUGACUGUUGAUGAGUAUUAUGAGAGGCAAUCUAGGCACAUACUCGAUACAAUUGUGGAAACACUUUCAAAGGAUGGUCGGCGGAGGUUCAUAUGGGAAGAAAUGUCUUAUCUGGAGAGAUGGUGGAGAGAUGCAGCAGAGGACAAAAGGGAAUCUUUUACCAAUUUACUGAAGAAUGGCCAGUUAGAAAUUGUUGGUGGUGGUUGGGUAAUGAAUGAUGAGGCCAAUUCACAUUUUUUUGCCAUAAUUGAACAGAUUGCUGAGGGGAAUAUGUGGUUGAAUGACACCAUUGGGGUUGUUCCUAAGAAUUCUUGGGCAAUAGAUCCAUUUGGCUACUCAGCUACCAUGGCAUAUCUUCUCCGUCGUAUGGGUUUCGAGAACAUGCUUAUUCAGAGGACUCACUAUGAGGUAAAGAAGGAACUUGCUUUGAAUAAGAAUCUAGAAUACAUAUGGCGUCAAAGCUGGGAUGCUGAGGAAACAACUGAUAUUUUUGUACACAUGAUGCCCUUCUAUUCUUAUGAUAUUCCUCAUACUUGUGGGCCGGAGCCUGCUGUUUGUUGUCAGUUCGAUUUUGCUAGGGUGCACGGCUUUUAUUAUGAGAUGUGCCCAUGGGGGCUUCAUCCAGUAGAGACCAGCCUGGAAAAUGUACAGGAAAGGGCCCAAACAUUGCUAGAUCAGUACAGGAAGAAAUCAACACUAUACCGGACUAAUACUCUCCUUGUUCCUCUUGGAGAUGAUUUCCGAUAUAUCAGUGUUGAUGAAGCAGAGGCUCAGUUUCGGAAUUACCAGAAGUUAUUUGAUUAUAUCAACUCUAAUCCUAGUUUAAAUGCAGAGGUAAAAUUUGGUACUCUGGAAGAAUACUUCCAAACUGUUCAUGAGGAGGCUGAUAGAAUAAAUUAUUCAUGUCCUGGCGAGGCUGGGUCUGGUCAGAUUGGAGGUUUUCCAUCUCUAUCUGGUGACUUCUUUACUUAUUCUGAUAGGCAACAAGACUACUGGAGUGGCUAUUAUGUUUCAAGGCCUUUCUUCAAGGCUGUUGAUCGGGUACUAGAGCAAACUCUUCGUGCCACUGAAAUGAUGAUGGCUUUGUUACUUGGUUAUUGUCAGAGAGUACAAUGUGAAAAGUUGGCAACAGGAUUUGGCUAUAAGUUGACUGCUGCCAGGAGGAAUUUAGCUCUUUUUCAACACCAUGAUGGGGUGACUGGUACUGCUAAGGAUCAUGUUGUUCGCGACUACGGAAUUCGGAUGCAUACUUCAUUGCGUGACUUGCAGAUUUUCAUGUCUAAAGCUAUUGAAGUACUUCUUGGUAUCCACCAUGAAAAAUCUGAUCAUAACCCAUCCCAGUUUGAGGCAGAACAGGUGAGAUCUAAAUAUGAUGUUCAGCCUGUCCAUAAAGCAAUCAGUGCACGUGAAGGGACAUGGCAAUCAGUGAUCCUUUUUAAUCCUUUGGAGCAAAAUAGAGAAGAGGUUGUGAUGGUUAUUGUUAACAGGCCAGAUGUUGCUGUUUUGGACUCCAACUGGACUUGCGUUCAAAGCCAAGUUUCUCCUGAACUGCAGCAUGAUAGGAGCAAGAUUUUUACUGGGAGGCAUCGUGUCCACUUCAAAGCUUCUGUUCCUGCCUUGGGGUUGCAAACAUAUUAUAUUGCCAAUGGUUUUGCUGGAUGUGAAAAAGCCAUACCAGCAAAAUUGAAGUACUUCUCAAUUUCCAAUUCAUUUUCAUGCCCCUCUCCAUAUGCUUGUUCUAAAGUAGAAGGUGACAUGGCUGAAAUCCAGAAUCAACAUCAAGCUCUCACCUUUGAUGUCAAGCUUGGUUCGUUGCAGAAAAUUAGCCAUAAAAAUGGUUCCAGAAUUGUUGUGGACGAGGAAAUAGGUGUGUACACUAGUCCGGGAAGUGGGGCUUACCUGUUUAAGCCUGACGGUGAUGCUCAGCCUAUUGUUGAGGCAGGUGGGAACAUGGUGAUCUCUGGGGGCCCACUAAUGCAGGAAGUGUUUGUUUAUCCUAAAACAUCAUGGGAUCAAACACCCAUCUCCCAUAGUACUAGAAUUUAUAAUGGAGAUAAUACUAUACAAGAGUUUCUCAUUGAGAAAGAAUAUCAUGUUGAGCUUCUUGGCAAGGAAUUUGAUGACAGGGAAUUAAUAGUUAGAUACAAGACAGAUAUUGAUAAUAAAAAGAUCUUCUAUUCUGAUUUAAAUGGCUUUCAGAUGAGCCGGAGAGAAACUUACAGUAAGAUCCCACUGCAGGGGAAUUACUAUCCUAUGCCCUCUCUAGCGUUCAUGCAAGGAUCUAAUGGUCAGAGGUUUUCUGUCCAUUCUAGACAGUCAUUGGGUGUGGCAAGCCUAAAAGAUGGAUGGUUGGAGAUUAUGCUUGAUCGACGUUUGGUAAGGGAUGAUGGACGUGGUCUUGGACAAGGGGUGAUGGAUAACCGUCCGAUGAAUGUGAUCUUUCACAUCCUUGUUGAGAUGAACAUUUCUUCCACCUCAGAUCCCGUUUCCAAUCCUCUUCCUCUGAGCCCCUCUCUUCUUUCGCAUUGUGUUGGAGCUCAUUUGAACUAUCCUUUACAAGCAUUUGUUGCAAAGAACCCUCAGGAGUUAUCUGUGCAACCACCCCCAAGAUCCUUCUCUCCUUUGUCUGCUCCAUUACCAUGUGACUUGCACAUAGUGAAUUUUAAAGUUCCUCGGCCGUUAAAAUAUUCACAGCAGCUGAUAGAAGAUUCUAGGUUUGUUCUAAUCUUACAGAGGCGCCAUUGGGAUACUUCAUAUUGUCGGAAGGGCAGAUCACAGUGCACUACUGUUGCAAAUGAGCCUUUAAAUCUUUUCAACAUGUUCAAGGGGCUUGCAGCAUUGAAUGCAAGAGCAACUUCUUUGAACCUUCUGCAUGAUGAUGUGGAAAUGCUAGGGUACGCUGAGCAGGUUGGAGAUGCAGCUCAAGAGGGAUACGUUGUCAUCUCUCCUAUGGAAAUACAAGCAUACAAGCUGGAGUUGCGGCCACACCAGUGAGCAGAAAAUGUUUUUACUUUGGGUAUUGUAUCUUUGUGGAUAAUGAUGGUAUGGGUUAGUGGCAAAGCAACAGUGAUUUUUUAUAUACCGUUGUCAUUUGUCAACAUAACCCAAGCUUAAACUUCAAGAAUAAUUGACUGUCUGAUGCUAUCUCAUGCAAUAUCUGACCAAGUCAAGGACAUAGCAGAGGCUGACUCUUUAUGGAGGAUUCAAGACUUCAUUUUUGAGUACUAUAGAAGGUAUUGGUACAUAUUUUGUAUACAAGUACUGUUAUUACGUGAAGGAGAGGUUAUAUUAUGGGAAACUGCUGUUUUCCUGCAAGAAGCAUAGAUUAUCAACCUUUGAUGAUAUUUGAAUUUUGCCCCAUUUUGCUGGUAGCAUGGGUUCAUGGUAAUAUAUUUUUGGAGAGGAAUAUUUUUCCAGGUAA
Hevea brasiliensis (rubber tree) is the source of this 4175-nucleotide messenger RNA. RefSeq names its product alpha-mannosidase 2. Gene Ontology annotation, molecular function: alpha-mannosidase activity; carbohydrate binding. Gene Ontology annotation, biological process: mannose metabolic process; protein deglycosylation; N-glycan processing. Bases 236 to 3748 code for a protein of 1170 amino acids. NCBI's taxonomy places the organism in Eukaryota, Viridiplantae, Streptophyta, Magnoliopsida, Malpighiales, Euphorbiaceae. The transcript is spliced from 4 exons. The record is from RefSeq and is a predicted model, not a curated record. Gene Ontology annotation, cellular component: Golgi membrane.